Endocarpon pusillum Z07020 is the source of this 723-nucleotide messenger RNA. RefSeq lists its product as uncharacterized. The transcript is spliced from 2 exons. Bases 1 to 723 code for a protein of 240 amino acids. Gene Ontology annotation, biological process: protein modification process. Gene Ontology annotation, cellular component: cytoplasm. The record is from RefSeq and is a predicted model, not a curated record. Lineage: Eukaryota; Fungi; Ascomycota; Eurotiomycetes; Verrucariales; Verrucariaceae. Gene Ontology annotation, molecular function: protein-L-isoaspartate (D-aspartate) O-methyltransferase activity.
AUGGCCUGGCGCUGUACCGGCAGAACCAACGCAGAGCUCAUCUCCAACCUGGCCGCGUCGGGCCUCAUCAAAAAUGAGCGCGUCCUCCAAGCAAUGUCAGGGAGGGCGAAGGUCGACCGCGCGCAUUACUGUCCCGACUCCUCCUCCGCCUACGAAGAUUCGCCCCAAUCCAUCGGCCACGGCGCGACCAUCUCGGCUCCGCACAUGCACGCCUCCGCCUGCGAAUCGCUCCUCGCCUUCCUGCACCCCACCGCUCGCGUCCUCGACAUCGGCUCCGGCUCCGGCUAUCUCACCCACGUCCUCGCCAACCUCGUCGCCGGCACCUCCGACGCCGAGCGAACCCAAGCAAGCGGCGGCAAAGUGAUCGGGAUCGACCACAUCCAACCGCUCGUCACUCUGGCGACGAACAACAUGUGCAAGAGCACGGACGGAAGAGCGCUGCUGGAGAAAGGCCGCGUCGAAUUCAUCUGCGGCGACGGCCGGAAAGGCUACCCGGAGGGAGGCCCCUACGAUGCCAUCCACGUGGGCGCCGCGGCGCAGAGUCUCCACGCCGAGCUCCUCGAGCAGCUCAAGAGCCCCGGACGCAUGUUCAUCCCCGUCGAGGAACAGGGCGGCUUCGGUGCCCAGUGGAUCUGGGUGGUGGAUAAGGAUCCCGACGGCAAGAUCCGCAAGAGAAAGAGUAUGGGCGUCAGAUACGUGCCGCUAACCGAUGCUCCGAGAUGA